Molecule: messenger RNA, 869 nt
Organism: Pistacia vera
Lineage: Eukaryota; Viridiplantae; Streptophyta; Magnoliopsida; Sapindales; Anacardiaceae
Product: cinnamoyl-CoA reductase 2-like
Exons: 5
Coding region: 1-825 (274 amino acids)
Molecular function (GO): oxidoreductase activity, acting on the CH-OH group of donors, NAD or NADP as acceptor
Source: RefSeq, a predicted model, not a curated record
AUGGAUUGCAAAGAGAACCCAUGCUGGAAAAAGGCAGAUUUAGAUGACCCAAGUAAAGAUUUGAUUGAGGGAGUCAAUGAAGAAGCCAUGGAAGGCCAUGAAGAAGAAGAAUGGUGUUUUAUUCUCUUUCCCAUUUCAAAUACUAUGCUGCAGGUAGAGGUAAUUGAACCUGCUGUAAAGGGUACACUCAAUGUGCUGAAAGCAUCUGUUGAGGCAAAAAUUAAGAGAUUUGUUUUUGUGUCUUCUGGAGCUGCUGUUGGCUUGAACCCCAGUUGGCCGAAGGAUCGAGUGAUGGAUGAGACUUGUUGGUCUGAUAAGGAAUAUUGCAGAACAACUAAGAACUGGUAUUGUCUUUCCAAAACGGAAGCUGAAAGUGAGGCUCUGGAGUUUGGAAAAAGAACUGGGCUUGAUGUUGUGAGCGUUUGUCCCACCCUUAUUCUCGGGCCACUUUUGCAAUCCACAUUGAACUCAAGUAGCCUAGUACUUGUUAAACUUUUGAAAGAAGGUUACGAGACAGUGGAAAACAAGCUGCGGAUGAUAGUUGAUGUGCGGGAUGUUGCUGAAGCCUUGCUUUUGGCAUAUGAAAAGCCUGAGGUAGAAGGGAGAUAUAUAUGCACAGCAUACAUUAUCAGAGCUCAGGAAUUUGUUGAUAAAGUGAAGAGCAUAUAUCCUAACUACAAAUAUCCUCAAAACUUCACCGAGCCAGGGGAGGAAAGAGUGCUAACUUCAGAAAAGUUGCAGAAGCUGGGUUGGAGUUACCGGCCAUUGGAGGAGACUUUCGUUGAUUCCGUUGAGAGCUACCAGAAAGCUGGGAUCUUAAAUUAAGAAAGUUGACAUUUUAAUAUAUGCGUCCACUUCUAUCUACGUAG